This is a messenger RNA of Artibeus jamaicensis (Jamaican fruit-eating bat), 525 nucleotides long. Its product is annotated as ubiquitin-conjugating enzyme E2 J2-like. Lineage: Eukaryota; Metazoa; Chordata; Mammalia; Chiroptera; Phyllostomidae. The transcript has a single exon. Bases 1 to 525 code for a protein of 174 amino acids. The record is from RefSeq and is a predicted model, not a curated record.
AUGACUCCUUGUGAAGGUGACUAUUACCACAGGAAACUUAUUUUUCCUGGAGAACUUCCUUUUAAGCCUCCUGAUAUUUAUAGGAUAACCCCCAAUGAAAAAUUUAAGGGCAACACGAGGCUAUGUCUUCCUUUCUAUUGUGAAUUUCCGCUCGCACACUGGUCCUUCCCCACCAUCCCAACUGGGCUCCUGAGCUUCACAGUGGCAAAGGGCCCCAUCCUGGCCAGUGUAGAGACUUUGAGCUUCAUGAAAAUACAACUGGCUGCACACAGUUUAGCAUUUACUUUAAGAGACAAAGUCUUUUGUGAAUUAUUUCCUGAAGUAGUAAAAGAAACUAAACAGAAACAGAAACCACAAGGCAAGCUCGGCAGCAGACCCCAGGCACUCCCCCAGCCAGACGUGGUUCCAGACAGGGAGCAGGCUGCAGCUCAAGGGCUGUGUGCCAAAGCUGGGCCACACACUGUGGGGCUCCAGCCGGCCAGCCAGUGCCACAGUCUCCCUGGCUGGCCAGCUGGAGCCCCAUGA